AAAAAUUAUGAAAACUUGUUGAUAUUGUUUUUGAAGAAAAUAAAAGGUAUAGUUGUGAAUAGUAAAAUAGCUACUAAUAAGAGGGGUAACGCCAAAAGAAAAAAAGGAAAAAACUCCAUAGGCAAGCAAUGCAAAAUCAAGUCGGUCUUGGGACUGGUGGUUAGUCGUUAGCUGUUUUUAAGUUUUGACGACGAAGAAUGCACACGUAAAGCCAACACCAUGAUGUUGACACCGGAUCCCAGCUCCUCAAAGGGAGGUCUUUCCGUUUUUUAUCCUUUUGGAUAGCCGUCGUUUUCGGAGUUGGACAGCUGCCCGUCGCAUGUUGAUGUUUGUGCUGAUUGAUUGAAAUUUCACUGAAUUAAAGUAAGGUGCGUUGUUAUUGACGGACAGUACAAGUGCGAUGAUAUCUUUGAAGGACAUAGCGAGAUUGGUGAAUGGGUUAUCUCUGGUGGCUAAGGAGGGCGUCAGCGUCCCCCGUAGUGCUCAAUUGGAAACCCUAAUCAAGGCCUCGAUUCUCUCUGCCGCGGACUUCGCGGGACUAACUAGAGGCAAGCUCCGAAGUCUCGACACUCGGGCACCUCAGGUUGACAGUAGUGAUGAUGCCCAUAGGAAUACAGGCAGCGUGUUCAACUUCAUGGAUGAUGCUGAUAAUCCGCCUCCGAAAUCCGAGGCCCAAGUGAAGCCCGAUGCCGACGGAACUUUACAAAUGGUUGCCCCCUCCAUCUCGAAUGGUUCCGUCAAUGCAGAUUUUCAAACUUCCUUAGAUGCAGAUCUGCAAGAUGGCCCCUCGACCUCAAAUGCCGCCAUAAUGGACGGGGUUGUGAGUACCUCGAAGCAAAGGAAGCCCAGGGAGAGGAGAGUUCCUUCUACCCCUUUCUCCAGAGCGAUAGGGUUUGCCGGGCUUGGAGCUGGUCUUGCAUGGGGCACACUUCAGGAGUCUGCGAAGAGGAUUAUGUUUGGUACACAUAACUCGAAAAACGACCAACAUGCCCUUUCCCCAUUCUUGUCUGAGAGAAAUGCAGAACGUUUAGCCCUUGCAUUAUGCAGAAUGCGUGGAGCAGCUCUCAAGUUAGGCCAAAUGUUGAGCAUCCAAGAUGAAUCUCUUGUACCUGCACCGAUCUUGGCAGCUUUGGACAUUGUCCGUCAGGGUGCAGAUAGGAUGCCAAGGAAUCAGCUCAAUCAGGUCUUGGAUGCCGAAUUGGGUCCCAACUGGUCAUAUAAAUUGAUGAGUUUCGACUAUGAACCAAUGGCUGCAGCAAGUAUAGGACAGGUUCACAGGGCUGUCACAAAAGAUGGUUUGGAGGUUGCAGUGAAAAUUCAGUACCCUGGAGUUGCCGAUAGCAUUGAAAGUGAUAUUGAGAAUGUCAAAUUGCUGUUAACUUAUACAAACUUGAUGCCAGAAAAACUGUAUAUUGACAAUGCAAUGAAGGUUGCAAAGGAAGAACUUUCUCGUGAAUGUGACUAUGAACUGGAGGCCAAAAAUCAGAAAAGGUUUCGUAGUCUGCUGACCAAUGUAAAAGGAUUAUAUGUUCCAUUUGUGGUGGAUGAUUUAUCCAGUAAAAGAGUGUUAACCACAGAAUUAGUUCAUGGUGUUCCGAUUGAUAAGGUGGCAUUGCUAGACCAAGAAACUCGCAAUUAUGUUGGGAAAAAGUUACUUGAGCUUACUUUGAUGGAGUUAUUUAUCUUCCGGUUCAUGCAGACUGAUCCUAACUGGAGUAACUUUUUAUAUGAUGAGACGGGUAAAUCAAUCAAUCUUAUAGAUUUUGGAGCAGCUAGGGACUACCCAAAACAUUUCGUGGAUGAUUACUUACGGAUGGUUCUUGCUUGUGCAAAUAGUGACAGAGAGACAGUGCUUGAGAUGUCAAGGAGACUUGGAUUUCUUACAGGAAAGGAAUCUGAAAUUAUGUUGGAGGCUCAUGUCCAGGCAGGUUUUGUUGUGGGGCUGCCAUUUGCCAAGCGCGGAGGCUAUGAUUUUGGAUCAACCAAUAUUACUCAAAGCAUUUCGAACCUUGGGGCAACAAUGCUCAGGCACAGGCUAACGCCCCCACCAGAAGAGGCAUACAGCCUGCACAGGAAGCUUUCAGGUGCUUUCCUUGCGUGCAUCAAGCUCCGAGCUGUUGUUCCAUGUAGGGAGCUUCUACUUGACGUUUACGAGAAUUAUCACUUUGGUGAAGAUAGUGGUCAAAUGUUGUCGACAAGUUCAAUUUAAUUGAUGAAUAGAUAUUAUUUGAGUGUAUUUCUUGUGGAUGUAACUCGUCAAGACUAUUUUGAGAUGUAAUUGUUUUCAUCUUUCAGUACAGUGUAGCCGGAAUGAAAAGGUCAGAUGACCCUGUUGAGUAAAAGAAAUAAAAGCAAAAAACAGGAGAAAAGUGGAGAAUGGACAUAAAUUAUUUGCUUUUCAUUUAUAAUAUAAUUAUUCUUUAUAGCUGGUAAA
Messenger RNA from Sesamum indicum (sesame), 2434 nucleotides. It is a transcript of the gene ABC1, whose product is annotated as ABC transporter 1. Gene Ontology annotation, biological process: ubiquinone biosynthetic process. Lineage: Eukaryota; Viridiplantae; Streptophyta; Magnoliopsida; Lamiales; Pedaliaceae. The record is from RefSeq and is a predicted model, not a curated record.